Messenger RNA from Drosophila rhopaloa, 7537 nucleotides. RefSeq names its product RNA-binding protein 208. NCBI's taxonomy places the organism in Eukaryota, Metazoa, Arthropoda, Insecta, Diptera, Drosophilidae. The coding region runs from base 658 to 2139 and encodes 493 amino acids. The transcript has 9 exons. The record is from RefSeq and is a predicted model, not a curated record. Gene Ontology annotation, molecular function: RNA binding.
GAAUUGUGUCCUCGUUAAGAAAGGAUAUUCGUUACAUUGUUGUUAAGUUGUUAUUAUAAUUUCUCAAACAAACCAACCAACCAACCAAAGCAAUCCAAAAGCAAACCGAAAGCCAACUGCUCGCUAAAGAGAAUUCAAAAUAAAAACCGAAAAAAGUAAAUACCAAGGGAAUCCACUUGCCACAAGUGCUGGGGAUUGAGCCUGGGAACAUAAUUCAAAAACCAAAUGAACUUUUCGAAAACAAAUUUCAUUGGUCUGUGAUAAGUGAAGGUCAAGCAAAGAGGAAAUUUUUUAUGAAAACUAAAAACCAACCACAAACAACACGAAGCGGAACAAACGUCAAGGAAAACCACAAAAAGGCAGCAUUUUCCAAAUUAGCAAAAUUGUAGAAAUUAUUUAAUGCAUCAAAACGUUUGACCAAACAACAAGCAGCAGCAAAAGCAGCAGCAGCAACACAGUGCGGUUUCACACAAAAGGCGGCCAUUAAAAAAACCAAAAAACCUAGCCAAAUUAUAACACAAUUUAUUUAUAUCAUCAACUGCAAGGCGGCAGGCACUUCAUUAAGCAUCAAAGCGAGCUGCGUGCAACCGCAGAACGUGCAAAUUCCGCACCGCAACAGAAGCACCACCACAGCACCACUGCACCACCAGCCGUAAAAUGUUGGCCAUGCCCACGCUGAUGAUGCCAGCCACCGCCCAGAUGACGCUCAGCGCCGCCCACGGAAAGCCCUACGAGACAAAGCUGCUGGCCAUCCACCAGACGCACCUGCAGCAGCAGCAGCAGCAACAGGCGCCCGCCCCGCAGCAGCAGCAAGUGCAGCAGCAGCAGCAACCCGGCAAUGGCAAGCAGCAGCAGCAGCAGCAGAUGACCAUUGUCACCACCCAGCAGCAGCAGCAGCACCCACAGUCGCAGUCGCCGCACCAGCAGCAGCAGUCGCAGCAACAGGCCGCCGCAGCAGCCGCCGCUGCAGCCGCCGCAGCCCACCAUCAGCAGCAGCAGGCGGUGGCCGCCGCCGUCUGUGCCGCCCAGCAGCAGGCGGUGGUGGUGCAGCAGCAGCAGCAGCAGCAGUACCAGAUCCACUCGCAGCAGCAGUCGCCGCAGCAGCAGGUGCUCUGCAUCUCGCCCAAGCAGGAACAAUUCCACAUCUUUGUCGGCGACUUGAGCUCAGAAAUUGAAACUCAGCAAUUGCGCGAAGCAUUCACACCAUUCGGCGAAAUCUCCGACUGUCGCGUGGUUCGCGAUCCACAAACCUUGAAGUCGAAGGGCUACGGUUUUGUGUCCUUCAUCAAGAAAUCGGAAGCCGAGAGCGCCAUUACGGCCAUGAAUGGCCAGUGGCUUGGCUCCCGUUCAAUUCGCACGAAUUGGGCCACACGGAAACCGCCGGCGAGUAAAGAGAACAUCAAGCCGUUGACCUUCGACGAGGUCUACAAUCAGAGCAGUCCCUCCAAUUGCACCGUUUACGUGGGCGGCGUCAACAGCGCCCUCACCGCCCUCAGCGAGGAGGUCCUCCAGAAGACCUUCGCCCCCUUCGGCGCGAUACAGGAGAUCCGUGUCUUCAAGGACAAGGGAUACGCCUUCGUGCGUUUCUCCACCAAGGAGGCGGCCACCCACGCCAUUGUGGGCGUGCACAACACCGAGAUCAACGCCCAGCCCGUAAAGUGUUCGUGGGGCAAGGAGAGUGGUGACCCCAACAACGCGCAGACCAUCGCCACCCAGGCGCUGAACAGUGCCGCCGCCGCCGCUGCCGGUUUCCCCUACGGAGUGGGCGCCGCCGCCGCCGCCGCCGCCUACGGACAGCAGCUGGCCGCCACGGGCUGCUGGUACUCGCCCACGCCCACCUACCCGGCCUCCUCGGCCACGGCCGCGGCGGUGACCCCGGCGGCGGCCAGUGCAGCCGCCGUGCAGAACCAGUUCCUGCAGGGCAUCCAGGGAUACCACUUCGGCCAGUACGGCGGCUAUCAGCAGGGAUACAUGGGCAUGGGAGUGCAGAUUCCGGCCACCUGGCAAGGCGUCACCCAGGCGCAGAUCUCACCUGCCCAGCAGCUGGCAACGGGCGUGGCCGGCACCGCCAUUCCGCAGGCCGCCGGCGUGGUGGCCUAUCCGAUUCAGCAGUUCCAAGUGAGCCCACAGGCACAGUAAACGCAAAAAGCCAAAAACCGAAAAUCCAAACCAAAAUUUUUAAGUACAGCUGCAAUUUUCUGAACAGAAACAAAACCAAACUGAGCUGUAAAUAAAAUGCGAAGCGCAGAACACACAAAUUGCAAAACAAUUGAUGGCAACUUGAAGUUUGGCGAUUUUAGCGAGCUGCACCCCAGAAACAAAAGCAAGCGCGAAUGCAAAAUCCGAAAUCCCACACCCACAUAAAUAUAUAUCUAUAUAUAUAUAUAUAUAUAACUAGAGCAUAAAUAUCUGUCAACGCCCGUUGAACAAGCAUCGGGGGAAGCAAACAAUUAUUAUGUAUAUGCAAAAAGCAAAGAAAGCGAACAUAUUUUUAACCCUAGUUGCUUACACCACACGGACACACACACACACCUCACACCAUAUAUUUUAAUGCUUUAUGUAAAUGUGUUGAAGCACGGCGCGUAUAAAAAUAAUAAUGACAAUUAUUAAUUAAAGAAGGCAACAUGAGAAAUUGCAGGCCAAAAUGGCGAGCGUAAAUAAAAGAGGGGAAUAUAAAUUGGACUAAGGAAAACGUAAAUCGAGUGGGUUGUAGCAGCCUAAAUCAAACACAGUCGCGGCAUUAAAUUAAAAUAAACAUAAUUAAAAAUGCGUUAAAAUUAAUUAAGCGCACACAGACAGGCACAAAUGUAUGUACGUAUGCAAUUAAAUAUUGAUGUGUGUGUGUGUGCAAACAGCCCUUAACCCCAUAAAAUCAUCCUUCUCACAACAGGACCCGCAUCACUUUGCAUUGCCUACUUUUGUGCGCAGUUUGGUUCUAGCUUAGCACACACACACACUCACUCGUACACUACUUUUACGGGGCGAGUGAAAGUAGAUUUUUAUCCUUUUUUAAUCAUCUAACAUAUACACACUACAAUAUCACAUAUGAUUCUAUAGAUAAUUGAAUAGUGUGUGAGAGUUAGGUGCUUUGAACGAAAAACAAAAACUACUUUCACUCUUACCUAACCACACACUUAGCACUAGUGCCUAUAACUAUGAUAGAUGAUACUGCUUAGAAACAACUGCCAGUUAUCGGGCCAAGUGCAGUUGAUUGGCCAACUAACUCGUCAUGUCCUGCUAUCAUCAUUUCCUAUAGAAUGCAACUGAAAGUUCACGCACUCACACCGAUUUGUGAUCGAUCAGCUAUCGAAAGACAGGUUCCUACACACGCACACUCACACGGUCUCACCAGCACUCGCAGUUCGAAGUAUCUGAAACAUAUAUAGUAAUCGUAUGAAAGUCCAGGAAAAUCCAGCCAGCCAACCAGCCCAUUAUUUGCCUGAAAUCCGAAUCUUGUUUCAUUAAGAUUUAAGUUUUUCGCUUUACUUUCAACAAGCGCUUUCACGAGAGCCACAUGUACAAAGCAGCCGCAAAAAUGUUUCAAACUCCCUCCAAACAACUUACUCUUAAAAACACGCCAGUAUUAACCCAUGUUUGUACAUGUUACGUUUAUGGUUUUAUUUCAGUUGCCAGAAGAGGAAUGGUUAGCUGCAAAUUUGUUGUGUUAGUUCUCUGUUGUUUAGGCCAAACGAAAGCGAUAAGGAAACCCAAACCAAACUGAAACCAAACCGAAACCGAACCGAUAACCAAACAGAAUAUCCAAGUAGCUAAUAAUAUAUAUAUGGUAUGAGUACGAGUAAUAUAUAAAGAAAAUGAGAAAGAUAAAGAGAGAAAGAGAGAGCAGAACUCCCCUACACAAGUAAAAUAUAUUGAAAACAAUCAAAGUAUGCCAUCGAAUGAUAUUAAUUGAUAUUAGCUAAUCGAGCAUAGCCGUAAUGCAGUAGAUAUUAUCGCCUAAUCAUAUAAGCCAAUAAAAACACUUGCAGCCCAAACAGACAGUGAGAGAAAGGAGCCGUCACACACAGGACACGAUACCCAGAAGGCAAGCAUUAAUCAACUUAUGACAACACCACACCACACCACACACCCACUCACACACAAAUCUAUAGGGAUCGAGAAUUUCGGAUGGUAGUACAUGAAUGUGAAACAUAAAAAUAGUCAUAUGGUAAAUACAACUAAAAGUGUAGAGUAUAUAAAUGUAAAGUGGUAAAGCCUAGACUUAGCGUUGGUUGAUAAGUACUUAGAGUAUACAGCAUAUGCAUUAAACAAACAUGCUUAUAUAACAUAUAGCAUAUAUAGAGAACACUCACACAACAACAAACAGCGCCCACUCACACACACACAUACACAUACACACAUGGUGUUUACAUAUAGAGAUGAAAAACUAAAUGCGAGCAACAUAUGGUAAAUGAUAUUUAUUGUAUAUUGUGUUGUAUGCGUUGGAUGAUAAAUCACAAAUAGAUGUUCAAAAUGAAAACCAAUUAAAACGAUGACAGCAACAACAACAACAGCAACAGCAGCAAGCAGAGAUCCCAAGUAAUAGAAAUAGCAAUACGCAUACGUAACGUAAUCGCAAUCGCAAUAGCAUUCGCAUAUAUUCGUACGUAUCGGACAAUUAAGCUGCAAAGGACGAAAAGGACGAGGCUUGAUUUGCAUUUGACACGCCCCAAUCCCCAGCGACUGGCAGCGUGGAAUUUGUUAUGUCAUUUUUUUAGUGGAAUUUUUCGCAGCUAACGGAGCAGAGCAUUUAGUAACUCGCGUGUGGCCCUAGCACCAGUAAAUGUCUAUUGAUAAUACCCACACCGGAACACGUAUAUGUUCGCAGGAUGCGCUCACUCAGUACGAUAAGAUGGGUCUGGGGAUUUUAAACAAGAAUCAGAGGAUCAGCAGGACACGUAGUAGUCUUUAGGAGCAGUCGUACUGUAUAUUUAAAUGUUUUUAGCACUAGAACUUAGAGGAACUACGAGGCGCAUGGCAUGCGACUUAGAUGUAGAUGUGAUUUUAAAGAGGGCGGGAUUGGGCCGCAUAAAUGCAAGUGAAGUGGAGCUGACAAAUGCAUUUUUUGUUGUUAUUUUAUUUCCUAGAAAUUUUGUUAAGUGAAAAAAAGCGAGAACAAAAAUUUGAAAUGUUGUUGACCAAACGAAAAGAAAGAAUAAAAUAAUCAUAAAAAAAAACAGUUUUGCAGAAAACAAAAAUUUGGCUAGGAAAACAAAGAAGAAAAAAACCAUUUAUAAGUGAAAAAGUUUAUAGUUAAGACAGAAAAAAACGAAAAAAAAAUAUUAUCGGUUUGUUUGUUAAUGUUUGCGCUACAUAUCAGUAAAGAGUUAAAAUGGGUAGUUGGCACGUAGAAAUAGUGAAGAGUUGGAAACUAAAUAAGAAUUCAAAUGUGGAAGGUAAGAGGCAUAAAAACAAGCUGACGAAGACGACGAACUAAAUAAUAUACAAAUAAUAUAAUAAAAAAACAUAAAAAUUAUAUAAAUAACAGCUGUAACUGUAUGUAUUUAUGUUGUGUAACUAUAAAAUGUGCUAAGUCAUUUAUAUACGUCUAUAUAUAUAUAUGAACAUAUACAAAGUAUUUAUACACAUGGAAGCCCACGUCACAUAUACAGCAGAGAAGGACUAAUCCUGUUAGAGGAUUUGCCCAAAACAAAGCCACUACAAAAGUACUGUGUAGCUGCACUAUAUUGCAGGAUGAUUAUUAUUAUUCAUCGACUCAGGUUCUGUUCCGCUCAUAGCCCAUUUCCACCAUUAGUCAAGCAUAAUUCAAUUCCGAGUCCUUCGCUUUGAGUUACUAAUUCGGUUUGGGUUCAAAGCCAACUACACACUGAAACGAUUGCAGUUAUUAACCAUAAACUACAAUUACCAAUUAGUCAAUUCGAAGUGUAAUUAACUGGAGUGCUGAAACAGGAGCAGUUAGCAAAAUUUACCACACGCAACGCGAAAAACAAGCGCUGCAUGUGGAGGCACAUAGCAUAAAUUAAACUAAACGAAGGGAAAACAAAUUUUAACGAGAUCCAAUUGCAGCAAGGCGAAACCGAAAAUCAAUCAAAUAAAAGUAUUAUCUAAGCUACAAACAAUUAUAUAUAUUUACAUGCAGACAGACCCUUCAAGGUGAAUGGCAGUGCAUACUAUUUAUCCGAGUUCUGAGUGUGUUUUCCGUAAGUUUAAUUACACACCAGUUAGGGAUAAGGCAUAAGGAUCUAAUUUACAGGCAGACGCAGAGCAGAAAUAUUAUAUUAAAUGUACUAGCCACGAGAACCGUUGGAACCAAAUCAAAUUCAGUAUAAUCCGAGCAGGCAGGCAACCCAGGAUAUUUUUGUGCAAUAAACCAGGCGGAUUGAAGGGCAUGUUAUGCAAUUAAAAUUACACUAAGAUUGUAAACAAAUCAAAUGCAAAUGUAGAAAAAUCAAACGAUGAGCAAACAACCAAAAGCUGCUAACAAAACAAACAUCAAAGGAAAAACAAAAGCUAAAACCAAAAAAGUUUUGGAAGGCAUUCGACACGAGGACAGAACUCACACAGACACAAAUACAGAUACAGAUACAGACACAGACAUAGAUAUCGAUAUUAUACGAACAAUAUAUAUAUAUAUAUAUACACAUAUAUAUAUACAGACGUAAAAUAUGAUAAGUAAAUAGCAAAUAACUAAAGUAAACAAAAUAUAGAUAUCGACUGCAGUAUUGCAAAUAUUUUGUAGAAAUUUAAGCAUGUUUGAGUGUGUUUUAGGACAAGGACUAGUAAACACAAAGGCGAAAGGCAAACAGGAUGAAAAAAUCGAAAACAUUGUAGCGGAAUAUAAGGGCCGAGAACAUAAGAAAACAACCAAACAACAAACAACAGCAAGAACAAAGCCGAAAAUUCAAAAACCUAAUGCAUAAGCUAAGUAUUAAAUAUACACUAAAACAGAAAAAUAUAUAUACAAAUUAAAUACGGCAUCACAAGUCACACAGACAUACACACAUACAAAACGGCAUUUGCAUAAGAAAACACACAAGUGAAACAACGUAACGAAUAUUAAAAGAGUUAAUCAAAUUAAGCAUAACAAUUCAAAGGAAAAAUAUUUAUAGUUGAAAAACAAACAAACAAAUAAAAACCAGGAUAAUUUGGUUGCGUAUUUGUAUACCAACGCGCCAAAGAAACCCGAAUAACCCAGCAGCGAAAUGCAAGCAAAAUAUUAUACAACAAUGUCAGCGAAGCGUAGCGGUCACCAUCUCAUCGAGAAAGUUUCGACAGAAAGGUGACCCCGACAAAUGGGGAAUGGUUUUAGAGCUAGACGCUGGGUUGCCAUAAGAGGCGAAACGCAUAGAGAAAUUAUACUUAGGUGACAGCAAAAAAAACAAAAAACACAAAAAUAACACAAAAACAAGAGUGUAAUAACAAACAAGAGAAGAGAAGAAGGCGAGAUGGAAAAACAAAGAACAACUGCAACAUAGAAAUGAUGAAAAUAAGUAAAUAUACCGAAUAAACAACAAAAAUUAUAUUAUGUAUACAUAAAUAUAUUGAAAGAAAACAAAUAAAAACGAACAAAAAAAUUUUG